UGGCCGACCGGUCCUGGGGGCUCCGGCCAGCAGCGGGGGUUGGUCGGGGGUGGGGCAGCUCUAGCGUAGCCCCGUACACAGUGGAGAACCGCACUUGCCCCCAGGAGGGAGCCUAGGGAGUGACCGUUGGGGGCUGUGACUGAGGGAGACUCCCCACCCCCAGAGGGUGACCGGUAGGGGGGGGCUUUGAGUGAGGGAGACCCCCCCAUCGCCAGGGAGUGACCGUUGUGGGGCCUCUGAGUGAGGGAGACCCCCCCCAUCCCCAGGGAGUGACCGGUGGGGGGGGCUCUGAGUGAGGGAGGCCCCCCCACCCUAGGGAGUGACCUUUGAGGGGGUUGAGUGAGGGAGACCCCCCCACGCCCGCAGGGAGUGACCGUGGUGGUGGGAGGGCUUUGAGUGAGGGAGACCCCCCCCAUCCCCGGGGGGUGACCGCUGUGGGGCGGCUCUGAGUGAGGGAGACCCCCACACACACAUCUCCAGGGAGUGACCGUGGUGGGGGCGGCUCUGAGUGAGGGAGACCCCCCCCCCGGAAGUGACCGUUGUGGGGCAGCUCUGACUGGAAGUAGCUGGGUGGGUGGCAGGCAGGGAAGGUGCCGGCCGGUGGGCAGGGCUGCCCGGCUCGCGCAUGCGGCUGGGCAGGCCCGGCAGAGGCGGUGUGAUUGUGAGUUUAGCCUCGUUUCCCUGGACCCUUCCCCGCUGCCCUAGCAGGGCACGGACCCUUCAACCGUUCCGAGCGCUGCCGUCCCCGAGCCCGUCCUGGCCGCCCGGAGGCAGGUCCCUCGGCGCCCCCCCCGCAGAUGGGUCUAGGCUGGAGCAGCGCGGAGGAGCGGGAGUCCCUGCUACCGCCGCCGCCACGCGGGGCGGCGGGGGGUCCCGUUGUGCCCCAGCUUCGGCGGGGCCUUACCCCGGCGGCGGCAGCGGCGGCGCCCCGGCUGGUGCCGGUAUUGGGCCGGGUUUACGGGCGGCGCUGGCUCGUGCUGCUGCUCUUCUCGCUGCUGGGCUUCGCGCAGGGCCUGGUGUGGAACAGCUGGGGCCCCAUCCAGAACUCGGCCCGCCUGGCCUUCGGCUUUUCCAGCUGGGACAUCGCCUUGCUCGUCUUGUGGGGCCCCAUCGGCUUCCUGGCCUGCUUCGCCUUCACGUGGCUCAUGGAUAAGAGGGGUCUCAGAGUAACAGUGUUGUUAACAUCCUUCCUCAUGGUGUUAGGAGCCGGCCUAAGAUGUGUACCGCUGUCAGACCUGACUAUAAGAAAAAAUUUGCUACAUGGCUGGCAGCUGUUAAAUGGAUUGCAGUCCAACUGUAAUGAAAUGCUGCUCCAUUCUCUCACACUUACCUGGUUUCUACCUGUUUUCCGUCCUGACUGAACACACACUAUUGCAUCAGCUCUCAAUUAUCUUGUGCAGCAUGUGCAUUUUUGUAGGACACUACUAGUGGUUUCCAUUCAUCCUAAUGGAACUCACAAUCUUGCACUUGCAUCUGAAAGUAGCCUGCAGCAUAUCAAAGACCGCAUUGAGGCUGCGUUAUAUCAGGAAUUUGGAAUGGUCUCCCUGAUAUUUUCUGCAGCACUAGCCUACUUCCCAUCACGCCCUCCAUUUCCUCCCAGUGUGGCGGCAGCUAGUCAGCGGCUCAGCUAUAGGAGAAGUUUUUGUAGGCUAUUAAGCAAUUUCCGGUUUUUGAUGAUUGCGUUAGCCUAUGCUAUACCGUUGGGUGUUUUCUCUGGCUGGUCUGGUGUUCUGGACUUGAUAUUAACACCAGUUCACGUCAGCCAAGUGGAUGCGGGCUGGAUUGGUUUUUGGUCCAUAGUUGGAGGCUGUGUUGUUGGCAUAGCAAUGGCAAGGUUUGCAGAUUCUAUCAGGGGCAUGCUGAAACUUAUACUACUGCUGCUGCUGUUUGGCGCAACACUGGCAUCCACCUGGUUCUCUCUCACCUGUCUUACUAGUGUCACUCACCUGCCUUUAACCACAGCUACACUAUACACAUCCUGUAUCUUGCUCGGAGUGUUCCUGAAUAGUAGCAUACCUAUAUUCUUUGAGCUUUUCGUGGAGACGGUCUACCCUGUUCCAGAAGGAAUUACGUGUGGUGUUGUCACGUUUUUGAGUAACAUGUUUAUGGGAAUGCUUUUGGUUUUUCUCACAUUUUACCAUACAGAUUUAUCCUGGUUCAACUGGUGCCUCCCAGGAUCAUGUUUGCUCAGCCUACUCCUUAUUCUGUGCUUCAGGGAAUCCUAUGAUAGACUUUAUCUUGAUGUCGUUGUCUCAGUUUAAUAGCACAGAACUGACAGAGUUUUGAGAGAGCCCGGAAGUCAAUACUGCAUUCUGCACAUUGCUUGGAAUUGCACAGUUGUAUGGCGGAAAAAGCAAAGAAACUACAAAAUUUUAAAUGUGGUUUUAUCAGACUACGAAGAUAUUUUUUUAAAACAUGUCUUGACUUGAUCUUUAUUACUGAAUUGAUAAAUCGUGUGGUUCUUCAGUUGGGAAUAAGAAUAUCCUAAAAUACACAAGUGGUCUAUAUCUGAUGUGUAUAUUCUAAAGUCAGAACUGUGAUAUCUUAUUUAAAAAACAAUACUUGCAGCUAUUAAGUGUACAGAUUUUCUGUGCCAACUCAAGCCACUUAAAGAGAUGCCAAGGUACCAGUAAUCUUUCCAUCUUCUAUCAGAAUACGAAUAGUGAAUAACCUUUUUUAAAAAUCUAUAACUUAAAUAGGUAACACAUUUAAAUAUUAAAAGGCCAGCAAACAUAUAAGCUAAAAGAAUAUGUUUUUGCUGCACUACAUUAUGUUCUAAUAAAGCCAUUUCUGGUAAGCCUUUGGUACCUGAGUUUUCAACCAUAUUGACUAAUCUUAGCAGUCCUUGAACUGUUAUUAGAAAUCUUUAACUUUCACUCCAGAACAAGUGUGCACUGAAUGAUAAGUGCAGUUUUAGUUAUACAGUAGUUGCCACUAAAAGUCACCUUCGCUGACAGUGGCACUGAAGUUCUGCAGUUUUUCCAUAUGCUUAGAAUAGGAAAGAACAAUGGUAACUCAAAUGUCUCUGUUGAUAAAUGUUGAUGAUGUAAUGGCCACCGCUAUACUUCUCUUUCAUCUCCAGUUAAUACUGUGAACCCCAAUUUCAUGGCACUAAAUAAUGAGGUGUGUAGGGCCGAAUCCCCAGUAAGUUUAGCUUUCAUAAACGUUUUGGGGUUUGGGCUGUAGUGCAUGUGUGUUUUUAAGAUUAGUUUAAAAUUAUGGGUACUAAGUAAUGUUUUUUAAAUACCCAGUUCUUUAGAAGUGGCAUUUUUCUGAAAUGUCUUUGGACUUUGUGAGGUGCCCUUGUUAGCAGCGAAAUGACACAUCAUGUGGAAUAUUUUGUUUCAUGAGUCUAUGAAUUUUGGCAUAACCUGGGAAGAACAGUGCCAAGCAGAAAAUUGUGAUCAGUUUGGCCCUUACUUGAACAGAGAUGCUUAAGAGACUUUGAGUAGUUUUUUUACACAAAUUUUAAACUGAUUAGUAAUUUCUGAAUUCUUAUAAUUCAUUUCAAAAAUAUUUAGGCAUUUCCAUGCUGAGUAUGUUCCUGUACUCUGUUUAAUGUGUGUGUGUGUGCACAUGUAUAUAUGUACAGAUGUGUGUGUAUAAUAUUUAUAUGUUGUAUAUAAUUAUAUAAUAUAUAAAUAUUGUAUGUAGAGUGUGUUUAUAGGUUUAUUUAAAAAUCGUGUAUUUGGAUGGUGGUAUGCCACUGUUUGAACUAAAGCUAUCAUUUCAAUGAAUGAAGUUGCAUGCAUAUACCAACUGUGAAAUGAGUUUUAUUUCACUGAGUGAAUGUCUUUUAUUAAUGUAGUUAUUUGAUAUAGAGGGAUAUGUACAUCUGCAAGGGUGUUGCCAUGUAGUGUUCUGCUUCAGUGAGAAAUCUGAAUCAAACGCACUCCACUCCUUUGAGGGGCUGUGCUCUGCCACUCCUGAGUAAUACAGCCACUGUAAUUCAAAAAAAUAAAAGCUGAACUGUGCACUACCCUUCAGCUAUGUAUCCAUUUGUUCUGUCUGUAAAGAGCGAAUAUUUCACUGACAUUUUAAAUUCAAAAUUGUAUUCAUGCAGUAAAAUGAAAUAAAUUAUUUCAGAUCAUCUGCUUUUAUUGUUUUCAGUGAAAUGAGCAUAUUUACCAUAGCAGGUAAUGGGAUGUUGUGAUCUUGUUUAUUGGCUACAUCAGCUAUUACAAGCUCAGAAUUAUUCCUUGAAAGGCACUAGUCGGACAAUGGAGCUAUCUGUAUUGAGAUAUCCUAAAUAAAUUUAAUCAGCAUGUUCAAGCUGCUGAAAAAAAGUGGCAAAGUACAGCUGGACAUAUCCUUUUACUGUCUUCACCAGUUGAUCGGUACAAAGGUGUUAACCAUCCAGCUUUCUUGGCUAUGUUCUACUAUAUUUAGCAAAAGCCACCACUUUACAGUCCUUACUCAACCAACAUUCCCAUUUGAGCCUGAUGGAGCUUUUGCCUGAGGAGAACUACAGGAGCAGAUCCUAGUUAUAUAAAGAAGUUCUCCUAUAGGUAAGAGUCUGCUGCUAUGAUAAAUAGAAAUGAAUUUUCAGAUUUGAGGACUUCAUCAGAUCAACAUAUCUUUGAGUAGCAAAUGGAGGAGAAUGUGUUGAAGGACCGAGGAUAGGGGAAAUAUAAAAUAUUGUGGCUUUGUUAGCAUUAGAAUGCACUUUGACAUGAUCUUUAAAAUAGCUCAGAUGUUCAUUUGACUGCACAAAAAGCAUUCUCCCCCACUGAAUCCAAGCCAGUAGCCCUUACUCAGGUAGAAAUCCAACCAAAGCAAAUGAGAGUUUGCCUGACUAACAGUUACCAGAGCAGGCUACUUGUUAGUAUUUUUGACUUUGUAAAGGUAAAAGUUAUCUUGGUUAAUCUGGUCUCACUGAAAGAGACAAUAGAAGGGUUUUAAAUAUUGCUUAUAUACUAAUAUUGAGUAGUCCCAGAAAAGAUUCAGAAAUUAAAUAUAAAAUAUUUCAUAUUUAUUAUUUAGCAGUAAAAAGCACAUCAGUUUUUGGAAGUGCAACUUAAUUUUAAUUGUUCCUCUAAUUUUCAGUGAGUACUGACAUUGAUUGAUAUCAAACACGUCUGACCAUAACUGUAAUUGAAUUUAAUAGGAAAAUACUCUAAGAAAAGACAAUAUUCCGUUUCCCCUCUUGGCCCUGAGUUAUUUCCUAUAGAAAUCCAGAAGAGCAAUUUUUCCUAGCCCUGAUAUGUGCAAAGCCACUAGAAUAUGGACAAUCAUGCUGCAUUUUGUAUUGAAAAUGUGAGCAAUGAGGCUGUGCAGUUCCCAUUCCUCUCUUGUAAUAGAUCUUUAUUUUAAAUAGCUAGUUAUGUCCCAGGCUGCUCCUCAGUUUUUCACUUGGCUCCACAAUAACUGUAAAUUCAACUUCCAGCUAUGCCGCUUUUUUCCUUUGGCUGGCUCCUGAGCUGUACUAUUUCUUUUGCUGCUAAUGAGGUAGGUAAGAUUUAGAAGGAUUGGCCUUCACUUCCAUCCUAUUGUCUGUCUCUUUUCACUUCCCUCCUCACCCCAUCCCCCACCACUUCCUCCCUCUUGUUUCCCUUCUCCUUCCUUUAUGGCCUUUUCAGUCUUAAAUGUGUGUCCAUACAAGUACCGUGGAAGCAGAGCUUUCUGAAUUCCCAGUUCAAUUCUAAAGAAAGGGUUGGCCAGGCAUCUGUGAUAUUCAAAGAAAAUUAUUUUCAGUGGUAGAAAAUCACUGAACAUAGAGUGCAGAAUCCAAGGAUUUUAGGUACUGUAAUGUACUGGAUAUAGCGCAUAUACAGAUACAAACUAUAUAUGUAGUUCCUGUAUCCACAGAAUAUGAAGGAGGAAAUUGUGUAGUAUUGUAUUUAAUGUAUACAGGUAUAUGCUACAGCUGAGAUUUUCAAAGCCAUCUAAGGAAUUUUAAAAGAAUGGAUAUUGGGGGUCCUAAAUCCCUGAGUGUCUGGGCAAAUUUCAGCCUAUAUAUGUGGUUUGUGCAUCCACAGUGCUAUGGAGAGACUGUUUUGUACAGAUCCAAUUGUUUGGAAAUGGGCUAGAGAUGUUGUCCUGUCUCUCCAGGUUACAUUUGUCAAAUACAAUUAAAAGUUGGUUUAUUGAUGCUCAGAGAGGUAUUUGAGUGUAGAACCAUGUUAGUAACCAUGAUCUUGCUUAUGACUAGAUUCCAAAAGGUGGUGACCACCAGCAGCUCUCAUCAAACCCAGUGAGGAAUGCAUUCAGUGUCUGACCUGCUGAUGUUCAGUACCUCUUAAGAUCAGACUCCUAUAGAUUUGUCAGACACACUGCCCCUUGUGCAGUCUUAUGUACAGUACUGAUGUGUGAAUUGCAAAGUAACUUUCAAAUAAUGAGCAUUAUUUUGUGGUAACUCUGUUGGGAAAACAGCAGUCACUACAUGGAAACUUGUAUUAGCAUUACCAUGUUUCUAUCUUGGAAACUUCGAAAUUUACCAAAUGCACUGUUGCAGGUAAGAAAGAGACCGUAUUGCUAUCUGGGAUAUCUUGAAGGAGCUGUAUUACCUGGAGUGUGUGUUUAUGGAGAACGUUUGGACUAAGCAAAGAGCGAAUAUAUAUUCUUAUAUUGUAAAAAGAAGAAAAAAGUUGAUCUGUGUGUGUAUAUUGGCUGCUACCAAAAAGGGGGAAAGAGAUAUUUGUGAGAAUUGACUGAUAUGUGAAUUGGGAUUAGAUGUUUUAUCCUAUGGCUUUUGACAUCCUAUAAAGCUGUGAGAGUAGCAAUUUAUUAAUAAAUCUGUUUCUCAUUAAGUCAUUUUUGUAAACUUAAGAGAAAAACAAAUGUCUAGUUGUGGCAAACAAUUGGUUUUAGAUGCUGUUUUUGUAUGUUUUAUUAGAUUGGUUAGAAUCUAAAUAUAAUUCACUAGAAUUGUUUGGCAGGUUAACUACUACAUUGGUGUGAAAAUGCCAGAAAUUCACAACACCAUUGAUGGAUGGAUGUACAGUGUGUAUAGCUGGUGUGAUUAGAAUUUUGUGUUGAAUAUCGUAUUAAAUUUUGUAAAGUACCAGUGUAAACUCUCUCUCUUUCUUUCUCUCUUGCAAAUGGCAGUUACACAAUCACAUAGGGCUAAAAGCUCACCCUAUUAAAAUGAAUGAGAAUUUUGCUAUUAUCUUCAGUGGUUCCAGGAUAUAGCAGAAUCACAGAAAUGUAGGGCUGGAAGAGAUCAUAAGAGGUCAUCUAGUCCAACCCCCUGCACUGGGG
Molecule: messenger RNA, 7200 nt
Organism: Chelonoidis abingdonii (Abingdon island giant tortoise)
Lineage: Eukaryota; Metazoa; Chordata; Testudines; Testudinidae
Gene: SLC49A4
Product: solute carrier family 49 member 4
Cellular component (GO): membrane; intracellular membrane-bounded organelle
Source: RefSeq, a predicted model, not a curated record